Messenger RNA from Schistosoma rodhaini, 1782 nucleotides. NCBI's taxonomy places the organism in Eukaryota, Metazoa, Platyhelminthes, Trematoda, Strigeidida, Schistosomatidae. The record is from the annotation of a GenBank genome assembly.
GUCCACUUACUCUUGCGGAGCAAGGUAUAUAGGUCAUAGCCAACGCUUGCUUUCAACUCGGAUAUGAUGACAUGUCCCGAUAUGGUUCUACAACGGUGUAAUAAAAGCAGUUACAAGUUCCAUUCUUGAACAUUUAAUCGACCCUAAUCAAUCCACAGGUUCAUUGCAAGGUUGUUUUUACAAUCCGUGAAAAAGUACCUAGAUUUCUUUGUACCCAACUCCUUAAAACAACAUAAACUAUUGUUAUCUAUGAGUUGAAGCCAGAACUGUGUGUACGAAUGAAGCUCUCACAAACUGUAAUUGCAUUGUAAAUACUAUAAUCUAUUAUCUCUUUAUUCAUUUUGUGGACGCUAAAACUAUUUUCUUCCUAAUGCUGAACUGAAUGGGUGCAGAACAAAGUGUUAGUCAGCAGAAGUCACAUAAUUUCACAAGAUAUUCGCAGCUAAAUUCUUUCCAGUCAACAAAAGGAUCUGGUCGUUCUUCAUCUCUACCUUCUUCGCCUCAAUAUGAUUGGCAUCGUUCAUCAUUACCAGGACUUGCUAGUACUUCGUAUUUGAACAACACUAACAACAGUCGCAAUUAUGGUAGCUUGCAAACUCCUUCUAAGCAAAAACAGCAACAACGAGGUUCUGUAUCUAGUCUGCCAAAAGAUACUCUUGCUUCAUCAUCAACUGAGCUGGGUUUAGAUAUAUGUCAAAGAUCUUCUUCGAAUAAAUCGUUAACCUACUCCUCAUUUGACAAGUUAUCCUCAACAACUAAUCGCAGACCAGCUGAGGCCGGUAUUCUGAUAGUCAAUCGCGGUCGACAAACUUCAAGUCAUUAUGAUUUAAGUGGUAGUAAAGAUGGUUGCAGCAAUGAUACCAACAAUCAUUCGGAAUUAGGUCGAGUUAUGUUGAAAAAACUUCAACGGAUUCCUACGUUUGAACCACUUUUAUCUACUAUGAAAGUACAGCAUCAUUCGUCAAUGGUAGCAACAAUAGCGAAUCAACCAUAUGCAUCAACUUCUCAAUCAAUUCCAUCCUUGUCGUCGUCAACGUCAACAUCAUUUAAAAAAAAGCAAUUUAUUCCAAAUAUUCCAGAGUUUGAUUUUGAAGAGUUGGUGAAAAUGUCAUCAAUUUAUGAACAAUAUUUGCAUAAAUAUACUACUGAAUUGUCACAAAAACAAUCUGAUCUUAUCAUUAUACAAAAUAAAAUUGAUCGAGAUAUUACACAACUUGUUGAUACACUUCAAGCACGUGAAAAAGGCAUCAGCAUUUCUCAACAUUCCAUUAGUUCAAUAUUUCAAAGUCCUUUCAAUAGUCCAAAAAAAGUUAAUACAACUAUUAGUUCAAUAAAUGACUCUUUAAAAUUAUCCGGAUCACAACAGAUUGAAAGUAUUGUUUUAUUAACUAGUCAAAUUUCAUGUUUAUUAACACAAUGUGAUGAAUUAAGUAAACAAUUAAUGAAUUCAAUAAAUAAUUUAAAUGAAUUAUUACCUGAAUAGGAUGUAAUUAAGUUUUAAUUGAGUAGAAUAUUUAUACAUAACCAAAUAAUUAUUCAUUCUCUGAAGUAGUAGUAGCUUACACUGAAUCACGAAACGUCAGAAAAUUUAAUUUUUCUACUCAUUGAGAUAGUACAAAUAUAUUACUAUUUAUUUAUAACAAUCUAUCCAAUGCUCAAUUUAUUCAAAAUUAUCAAAUCAAAACUUGGUAAUGAUAUCUAUAAACUUGUAAAUAAUUUACUUUCCUUAUAUGAUUAUCUCGUUUGAUAAUAAUAAUGAUUCUUUUCAACUGAUUUCUAUAA